This is a messenger RNA of Ostrinia furnacalis (Asian corn borer), 8348 nucleotides long. RefSeq lists its product as uncharacterized. The record is from RefSeq and is a predicted model, not a curated record. Bases 266 to 5968 code for a protein of 1900 amino acids. The transcript has 10 exons. NCBI's taxonomy places the organism in Eukaryota, Metazoa, Arthropoda, Insecta, Lepidoptera, Crambidae. Gene Ontology annotation, molecular function: protein binding.
UUAAACACUAGAAUGGUUUUCAAGAAACUUAAACCUUGGUGUAACUCUAAAACUGCCACUCCAUAGGGUUUCGUACUUGGCGGAAAAGUUAUUUUAUGCCAAGGCAGUAUAGACUCCCGACCUUAGCCUAUUUCAAUAGAAACAAGUGAAAGAAAAAUAAAAUAUUUAUGCCAACCCACAUAAAUUACAAAAAGUAUAUUUUUUCCCUAAAUCAAAUCCAAUUGAGAAAUAACUGCACUUUGUAAACAGAUGUAAGAAAUGCUUAAUGCCGGGCGCUGACUCGAGGUUUAAGCCGCCAUCGGCAAAUGAAUCCUUGGCCUCGGAUGAAGAAGCGUCUCAGUUGGAACUUCACCUUCAGAGACAACUGGAAGAAGAUGUCGCAAGAAUAUUUGAUGAAUCCAUUUAUACUGAUCUUGAAGUGGUGUGUGGUAAACUAAAAAUAUUAACUCAUUCAUGUAUAUUACAAGCUCGCACAAAUAAAUUUUAUCAUAUACUUCAGACGAUAUUGCAUGUUAACAUCGGGCGCAGUGCUUUUGAUGAAAUAUAUUCGUUUAUCAGUGAUACCUACACUGAAUGCAAUAUAAAACAUCAAGAAAAAGAGAUACUGGCCUAUUUAAAAACAUUAUCACUAAACACAAAAGAAGCAGUAGAAGAGCCUGAAGAGUUUUUGACACCCAAGUGCAUAAGCCCCUAUGUAGAGAAAGCUUUGAAGAAAAGUAUUAGUUCUAGCCCUAGUACUGAACUUACAAAAGAAUAUUACGCUCUAGUGCCAAUAGAAGGCAACUUAUUAGAUAAAGAACUCAUAGAACAGGACGUUCUUUCUAAUGCUUUUCAAUCUAUUAUAAGUUCGCAAAUCGGAGAUUUAGAUAAGGUCAAAGGUUUUCAACGUAAUAAACCGACUUCGUUGGCUCUGAUUUCUAGUCAUUCAUCCAAAUCAGUGAAACAUUCCAACAGUUGUGAUAUUUUAAUUAAAAGUCAUCUUAAAGAUGAAAGUUCAUGCGGAACCUUUACAAACAUAGAAACAAAAUCAUUAGAUAUUGCUGCUGGUCAGUUUACUAAAACAAAUCAAGAUAUCGAAUCAAAUAAAACGUCUGAUAUUGUAUGUAAAAACACGAAGUUGAUUGACCCGCUUUUGGACAAAUCUACAGAUCCGGCUUAUUCCCCUGACAGUUUAAUAGCGGACGAUCCUAGUUCUUCUUCUGACUAUCUGUCUGCAGCUUAUACUUUUUCACCUGGUAUAAGUUCCGUUUUCCCCCAGCAUUUAAAUGUUGGAAUCAACAUCACUAAAAUGGAAAACAUUUUUACGUCAUCGGACUCUGGCUUGGAGAACACAGGUUUGUUGGAAAGUCUUACCAGUCAUAAAGAUAUAACUGUGACAGAUAUGUCGCUAACUGAAAGUACCCUACAUGACUUAACCACUGACGAUGGUAGUAAUUCCCACGAUUCAGUGUCAAGUCCACUAGUUGACAAGAAAAUUUCUACAGCAUUAAAUAUUGAAGUUUCCCUAAACUCUGCUUCAUGUACAUCAGAAAAUAAUACAUCAGAAGACCAGUCCACAAGACCAAAAGAAAUGACCUGUAAUUCCUCAAAAGAAGAAAAAGAAAAACAAAAUGAGGAGAUUGUUAUUCUUGAGUCUUCAUCUUUGUCUUCAGAAACAGGUUCAUGGGAAUCUGUGUAUCCUCCGAGAUUAACUGCAACAGAUAUGUGUGAAAAGUUCAUUCACAAUGAGCGUCGAAAUUUUAAUGAAGUAGAACCUAAAGUUUCCUCGAAAAAAGCAGACUGUGAUGAUUUCUCUCACACGAGUCAAAGCCUUGUUCAGAAAUCGCCAUUCAAAUCAUCAUCAUGUUUUAUUGAUGCUGCAAGUUUAGUCGAUGAAGAAGAACAUACAAUUAAAAUAAUUUCCGAUACCAAUGAUAUCUCAGAAAUCAUAGCUUCAGAUGUUCCAAUACCUAUGCCAAGUAAACCUGUACCUUGUUCAACAAAUAAAGUAGAUAUAAGUCCUAGUGAUUGGUCAGAAAAUGAUAACGAAGACUCCUUAGAACAAUUGGAUAACAAGGACCCCGAUUCAAUACAAAAAGACCUAUCUCCAACAAUUUUUGAAAUGACACCUAUCACCGAAGAUUCUUUAUGUACUAAUGUAUUUGAACCAGGGCAAAAUAAAGAAUCUGAAGAAAUGAAAGAAACUGCUAUUAAAGAAGAUUUAUCGAACAUUAACUCUGGAAAGGAUGAUUCAAUAUCCAUAAGCACGCCCUUAAUGACUACACCUUAUAACUCGAUAAUGUCACUUAAAGUUUCUGGUCUUAAGCAAUAUGAAUCUGAAGAAAGCGAAAGUGACACAACUAUAGUAGGUCAAAAUUUAACUAACAUCUUGAAAAAAUACAAUGAAUCAUCACCAAUUAUAUCAGGUGGAGCUUCUGUAGAAGAUCAUUUACCUAAUAUCAGUAGCAAUUCAGGAAGCCCGUUGAUACGUACGUAUAAAAAAAUAGAAAAUAUACCGAUAGUUUCAGGAGCCUAUGUCCCCCCUCUAGAAGCAGAAGUAAGCAAGUCACCGCGUCCAUCUUGUGCCCCUACAUGGGUAGUCGAUAUGUCUACCUCCUCUAAGUCAGACGUCGAUACAGUUCACUCAAAAAAACCCAGUGAUAAAAUGUGCGAUAGCCUGAGAUCCUCUUCUAAAAACAGUUCAGAAAAUUGCAAUAAGAGCAGAAAUUCAGUGGAUUCUGACAGCAGUGAGAAGUCAAGCCAUAAAUUUUAUAUCGAUUUAUCAAGUUUACCCGAUCCUAUACCGCCUAAAACUCAAAAUGAACCAGAAACAGCAAAUGAAAAGAAAAAUAUUUUUUCAAUGUAUAUUGAUUUUGGAGAAAAAUCUGCGUUGAAGGAAGCACCCCAUAGAUUAACUUCUUUAAAUAACAAGAAGAGCGAAGCAAAAAUCACUCCAAAAAACAAUAAAAAUAAGAUGGUAUAUACUCCUAUUUCAGUUUGCUCUAAAUUAUCUGACCCAAACAGCACAUCGACUUUUGAAAAAUAUGAGGUUUUAUGUGAAGAUUCCAACAUCAGUAUAUCAGAAAUCAUCAACCUAAAUGAGGGAAAUCGGAGAGAUACCAAAUCAAAAGAACUCAAGAAUUCAGAGUCAAGUAAGGACCCCCGAGCAGAAGAGAAAAAUCACCGACCCGAAGUGAAAAAUCACAGUGAUAGAUCUUUCCAACGGAAUUCGAGAACAACAAUUCACGAAGAAUCACUCAAAGCGAGGAUUACUAUAUUUGACGAAACAUUUUAUGAGCUAGAGGAUGAAUCAUUUGUGAAGUUGUCGGAUUUAGACAAACCUAUUCUGAAAGCGGAUCCUCCUGUAAUUAAAAAACCCGACAAGGUUGUAGAUGAGCGAAUGACCAGGUCAAUACCUGAUAACAGUUGGCGCGAGCAGCAAAAUCAAGGUUGUACAUCUAGAUCUAAUGAGAUUAUAAGUUCCUUUCAUUCGGAAAAUGCACUUAGCUUAAAUAGGUUGUUUCCGCACCUAAGGACAGAGUUCAGUAGAAGCAUGCCCGGGUCUUUGUCGAGCAGGACACGGUCUCCUUUAAGAUUAGGAGUCGAGCAGAGUCCCGGGGACUUAGACGAUCAAACUUCAGAUACAUCGGAAAUGAGCAGUGUGCAAAGUAGUUUUUGCCGAUCUAUCGUUGAAAACAGUACGACUGAAGAAACCAGCCAAGCCUCAAGUCUGAUAGGCAAUUGUCAAUCCCGCUUGGGGCAAGACCUUCUGCGAAUGUUUUUGGAAGAAAUAGCUCCCGACGUGAUCGUGGAGGUGUCAGGGAGACGAAUUAAAGCACACAAAUGUAUUUUAUCAUCAAGGUGCCAGUACUUCGCUGGGAUACUAAGCGGUGGCUGGGUUGAGAGUGCGGGGAAUGUUAUAGCAUUGCCACCAUUUUCAUUUAACGUUGUCCACUUCGCUCUCUGUCAUAUAUACUCAGGCGUUUCUACAAUACCUGAUUCGAUAAGUAUUGUGGAGCUUGCGACAUUGGCUGAUAUGCUGGGCUUGGAAGGCUUGAAGGAAGCUAUCAUGUUUACAUUAAAAGCUAAAUAUUGUCAUCAUUUCCACAAACCCUGUGCGGUAUGCAAAGCUGGAGUGCUGGAAUGUUUCCCCCUGUGCUCAGUCUAUGGCCUGGACGAUUUGUACAGAAAAUGCUUGAAAUGGAUUAUAAAGUAUUUUCCUUGGGUGUGGCCUACUAAAGCUUUUGCCACACUGCCUUCCGAAUUAUUAGAGAAAUGUUACCAAGAGAUUGUUAUCAAUAUGACGCUUGAGAAUAUUAUCAAUACAGUUUACGGAUGCGGCCUUACAGUUGAAGACUUGCAUCAUAUUCGAUGGGGCGACAUUGUAGCACGUAUAUGCCGCCGAUUGGUGCACGCUGCGGCACACUUUAUCGCGCCUAAACUUGUGACAGUUCUGCGCGAAAUCGGUACGUUGCCGCCCGACCCGCCGGCGUCCGCUAAACAGGCGCUCGACGAAUGCAUGGCCGCGGCCAUAGAAUGGGCGCCGCCGGACGAAUGCUGCCGCGCCUACGCACUCCUGGCCGGCGUCGCCAGGGAAAUACGAAACCACCGAUUCGCCAAGCCCGAUCUGAUCACCAACGGCAACCCGAACAACGUGCCCGGUCAAGACAACCUUCUGUACGUCAGCGCCGGCAGCUGGGUGCAGCAGUGCGAGGGCGCGCUGGUGCGGGCGGCGCCGCGCGUGUGCUGCACGCAGGCCUUCGCCGAGCUGCCGCCGGAGCUGCGCGCGCGCCUGCGCGAGCUGGGCUGCAUCAUGUACGGCCAGCCGCAGCUGCCCGGCCGAACCCUCGCCCUCCAGCACCGCAGAAGCAAGAACGCUCACCCCAAACCGAACAAAACCCAACCAUCCACGUCCAGGAACUUAGAUAUAGACCACAUGCGAGCUUCCUUUGUUCCAUAUGCUCCCAAGCCGGCGACCCUCGUCGCCCCGGGCGUGUUCAAAAGUAGCAGCAAUGAUUUACAAGAUACAAAAAAGAUGUCUCGCGCUGCACCUCCUAAAGUCAGGACCACCAAAGCGCAAGAGGAACGCGCGAAGUUUAAUUUGUCCAAGGCGAACCCGUCCCAGGAGCGGCUGAAUGCCAAGGUGAACGCAGCGAAGCCAUCGUUUGAACACACCAAGCCCAGAUAUCUGGAACCUAAAAUUAUGCCAGAAAUGAAAAAAAAUGUUAGUACCAAGAAAUUGGUCCCUAAAAUGAUAUCGUCUAGUGAAUCUUCUCGGAACUCAAGUCCCAUUCAAGCGAGAAACUUGAGGACGAGUCGCAUGAAAAAUCGGCAGGCAAACGAGGGGAAGACGCAAGCUUUGUCGCAGGACAGCCUGGCCACGUGCUCGCGGCCGCGCACUGCUGAGCCGUCGACGGACUCGCUCAGUGAAUCGCAGACCAGUAACAAAUAUGCCACCUAUACCAAGGUGCGGCAUACCACCAAGGGAUCCAUUGAAUCUGCUGCAGUGAAAUGCACUCGACACGCUACCGCCCCCAACCCAUCGGCAGUGACAAAUGGUAAAGUAAAGACAAAAAUACCCGUUUAUUUAAACUCUUUGUCCAAGUCGUACAACACAGAUAACAAGAGCAGUUGUGACGUGCCGUCGCCGCAAAGUAAAUCGUUCCCCGCCCCUAAAACAUCGACGGCUACACAUUCCACUGCAUCGGUGCCGAUGCGUAGCAAGAACUACGAGAAGAAUUCUUCGUGCUCUUUGAUGAAUGCAACAAAAUCUAGCUCUGCCAAAAUGGUGACGAAAAUAAUCAAAGAAUCUCCCCGCUCUAAAACGGUUACAAAAAAUGUCAAAGGCAAUUCCAACUCUCGCCGUCCUCAACGCAGAGCAGAAACCGAUCCACAGAUGGAAAUUCCUGUGAUGGAACGCUCUGGUACUUUUCUUAAAGACGAGCCAACUUUCGGCGAUAAAACAACUAACAUAGAUUUAGAUGAAUAGACUGCUCGCGUGGGCAGUAUUGUUUUACAAGCUUUAGCGGGAGCCAGGAAAUAGCUGCGCCGUGACGAGAUCUCACCGCGGAUCCCGUUGAAGCGUUAGUAGCUAAAACCUUUCAGAUCAUACAGACUACAAAUCUUCCAAUCAGCAACAAGAAUGUUAACGAGUUACGUAAUUAAAAUAACAUUAAAUUCUGUUGUAAAGGCCUUUAUCAGUCUUUCUAAUUAUGUUAUUUAAAUGUUUGUACUAAAAUAAGUGAAAAGACUGGUAAAGACUAAAGAUUAACCCCCAGUUUCUGCACCGAGAUAUUUAGCUUGAGUGUGCUCAUCUUUUACUUAAGUAUGAAAUUAAGCUUUUAAAUUCAUACUGAAGCCUAUAAGUAAAAAAUAAGCACACUCAAGUUAAAAAUCUCAUUUCAGAUACCGGGGAACUAGUGCUCGUCUUUUGUUACAUUUUACGUUCAAUUUAAUUCGGUAUUGUGAACUAUGUGUUACAAACAUCUUUAUUAUGAGCAGAAUAUCAAAAAGCAUAAUAUUAAAACCUUUACACCUAACUCCUACAAUAAUAACAUUUAAUUAUAGAUUUACAUCUUAGUGCUUCCAAUUUUUAAUACCGUAUGAACAAUAAUUUAUAUCUUGACGGCUGAUUGGGGUGAUCUAAGCCAAGCUCUCUGCUUGUGAGGUGUCUUUUUUCAGCUCUACCUCAUUAUCACUCGUAGAUUUUUAAUGUGUGGACUGUUUUAAUUCUGGGCUAGAUCGGGUAGUCUGUCCACACAUAACUCGAGGCAGAGUAGUCUGGUCUGUACUCUAGGCGAUUAUGUAGAUUCUACCUAUCUGUGAGCUAAAAUAAUGACUUACCGCUAGCUAUGUGGUGAAGGUAGUGUUUGAGUGUGUAUACUAAUAUUACGCGUAAUAUAUUUUUUUAUUGUAAUAUUAGUGUAGAUAAAUUACGCAGGUGACAAUGAAGUAAUGAUGUGAUAUAUUUUGUUGGGUUGCCCAGUAAAUUAAUUUCCCGUUAUGGCCCUAUUAAUGAAUCCGAUGAAUUGAUACUUAAUAAUUAAAAUGUAUUGAAAUAGUAGUAUCUUACUAAUAUUAUAAGUGUGUUUUGUAUGGAUCUCUGGAAUUUACAGUAUUAUUAUUUACCUAUACAUCAAAAUAACAUUUAUAACAAUCUGUGAAAAUCUAAAUACGCGAAGCGGUGGCAAAAUCUAAUUAACUACAUAAAUUAUUAAAUAGCUUAUUACGAUUUUUUUACAUGUGAACUAAUUUGGAAUGAGCAUUGUAAGGGUCACCUGUGUAGGGAUUGUAUUUUUAUCACGCAUUUUUAUGCUUGAUGUUUCUAUAUAGGUAACUACAUAUAGAUUGAUAAAUGCAUGUCUAUGUUAUCGUCAUCUAAAUGAUUAUACUCAAAUAAUUUAUUUUUUCUCUUUAAUAGCGUAAUUUGGCCAUGGUUUGUAAAGUACACGCAAAUCUGGCGUAUCUUAUUAAUUAUACAUUUAUUGCUAGAUUUUUUGGUGUCUGCUACGUAUUUUGUCGCUGUUUCAUAAUAUUGUGGAUCAAUUAAGAUAGAAUUUUGCUAAUAUUAGUCCUGAAACCAAAAAUAGCGACUCACUUGUAAAAUACUGUUAAUUAUAAUUAUUAUGAGGAAUUACGAUUUAGCGUUAUAUUUUACCUGAGUACUCUUGACUUGUUGACUGUUAGGUCCAUAACUAUUAAUUAUUUUGAUAACUGACUUAAUAGAGUGGCGUUGUUUUAAAUAAUAGCAUUUAUAGGAUGUUUAGAAGCAAUGCGUGUAAAGUGCUUUGGGAACCAAUAAUAAAUAGUUUUCCGCCAAGUACAAGUAAGUAUCUAAUAGGUAUUAUUCGGCUGAUUAUUUAUAUAUUUGUUACUUAAUUUUUCCAAUAUUAAUUUCUUAAUUUCUUCAAUCUUAAAUAGAUCUCACUAUGAUCAUCUAAAAGGAUUUUUCACUUUCUUAUUGGUUGGUUCUUGUUAGGGUUCUUGAUGGUUUCUGAGCUUUUUUUCUCGUUCCCAAAAUCAUGACACACAUGUUCCAAAGUCCAAACAACCUAAGACUAGGCGCAGACCACCGAAUAUAUAUUGACCAUAUCCCAUAUCAAAUAUUUCAAUUGCAAUAUUAUAGUUAUUAAACUAACGUUUCAGUAACUUUAAUAAUGCAAAUAUCUUAUUGUUAACAAAAUAUUGAUACAAAGAGCUAAGACCCUUUGUGUACCGUCGACAGCACAUCAGAGAGUACGUUUUUGUUGCAUUGUGGUACCUAUUACCACCACAUCGGAUGUCCGAGUGUCCAUCUUGAUGUGCCGUCGUCCAUAACUAAAGAUGCAGUUAGAGUAGGCGCACACCGUUGAUUUUGAGUUGGCCGAUAG